This is a messenger RNA of Australozyma saopauloensis, 843 nucleotides long. Its product is annotated as Mn(2+) transporter. Gene Ontology annotation, molecular function: metal ion transmembrane transporter activity. The record is from RefSeq and is a predicted model, not a curated record. Gene Ontology annotation, biological process: zinc ion transport; transmembrane transport. The transcript has a single exon. The coding region runs from base 1 to 843 and encodes 280 amino acids. NCBI's taxonomy places the organism in Eukaryota, Fungi, Ascomycota, Pichiomycetes, Serinales, Metschnikowiaceae. Gene Ontology annotation, cellular component: membrane.
AUGGCAGGUUUCCUUUCGCUCGUAUUUCUUGGAACUUUCAUGUUUGUUGCAUGUAUGGCAGUUCAAUUGUUUCCUCUCAAAACCCAGUUGUCCCCUAAAAUGUUACAGAAAGCACUGGCUUUGAGUAUAGGCAUGCUAGUUGGUACAGCAAUAGCAGUAGUGGUACCGGAGGGCGUGGAACUUCUCGUUGAGGGUAAGGACCUGCUGCUGUGGCGAGUCCCAGUGCUGUUCGUUAUUGGGUGCUCUAUUCUUAUGGGGUUCAUGGUUAUGUACCUAGUAGACCACCACCAGGUGAUCAAGAAUCGGUUCUUCCCUGAACUGAUGCUGUCGAAAGUAAAUGACACUUCUUUCGGAUCAAUUGUUCAAUGCCCUCUCACAUUGAGUCUCAUCUUGCAUUCUACAACAGACGGAUUCGCCUUGGGAGUGACCAGUGUAGAUGAACUCCUGUCGAUGCACUACAUCUUCUACUCAAUGAUCAUCUUGCACAAAUUACCAACUGCUUUCAGUCUCAGUACAGUCCUCGUGCAGAAGGGUCUUUCCGAGCGCCUCUGUUACGCCCAUUUUCUCGCCUUUGCAGCAGCAACUCCAAUAGCCCUGAUCUUGGCAUACCCACUCGCUAGAAUAUCUCUGACAGAUCACAGCAUGUUGGCGGUUCUUCUUCUCUUUAGCUCUGGAACAUUUUUGUACAGUGUAGUCCACCUAGUGCUGGAUCAGCCUCCUAAAGAUGACCCCGAAUCUAUCUCAGUUAACAUUCCUGAACAAAAUGAUGACUUCCUGAACUUGGUAUUAACCAUGUGUGGUACACUAGUGCCAUUAUUGUUUUCUCUUGCUGGAGUGGACUAG